Messenger RNA from Saprolegnia diclina VS20, 490 nucleotides. RefSeq lists its product as hypothetical. Bases 97 to 462 code for a protein of 121 amino acids. The transcript has a single exon. The record is from RefSeq and is a predicted model, not a curated record. Lineage: Eukaryota; Oomycota; Saprolegniomycetes; Saprolegniales; Saprolegniaceae.
CCCUAAUGGGUUGGCGUUGAGAGCGACCAAGCUUGGCGCCAAAUCGCCAAAUCAGCGCCACAUAGCCAAUGUGACCAAUCACGAAGCGUUGCUAUCAUGAGUUUUAGCCAAUCGCUGUGCCAGGAUUGGCAUGCCCGGUGCGCUGGCCAGACAAGAAACGACCACCACGCGACGAUAAACGACGACGACGACGCCCGAAGCAAGCGCCCGCGCACGACGACCACCGCAGCCGUCGGGCCCGCGCCGCUGCCAACGACGCUCCCAUCGGUCUGCGAGAUGCGCAGCUUUGGGUUGCAGGACAAGGCCGAGGCGGUGUCGACGGCGCGGGCGACGUGGGGCGCCGACAUGACCAAGUGGCGCGAGGCUGCGUUCGAGCACAUUGACACCAAGGAGAGCGCACAGCACAUUCGCGCCCAGCAGCGCGCGUACCGUCGGCAACUCUUGCAGCCGCACCGUCCCUAAGUUAUAUGCAUCUCGCUGGCAAAACCCA